AUGUCGGUAAGAAAUCAUACGGCACCCGGUUCCGACAGAAUAAGACCAGAACACCUGAAGAGCCUUCCGCCAGUACUCAUCAACACCCUGGCGAGGCUCUUUACACGUUAUCUGUCGGAAUGCAAGGUUCCUAAACAGUGGAAGACCAGCAAGACCGUGUUGUUGUAUAAAAAGGGAGAUCCACAUGAUAUCGGCAACUAUCGCCCAAUCUGCCUACUGUCCGUCAUCUACAAGCUCUUUACAAGAGUAAUCCUUAAUAGGAUUGAAAAAGUCUUGGAUGAAGGACAGCCAUGCGAGCAAGCAGGGUUUCGAAAAGGAUUCAGCACGAUUGACUACAUUCACACUGUUUCGAAACUCAUCGAGGUAUCACGAGAGUACAAGAUGCCGCUCUGUCUCACCUUCAUCGACUUAAAGAAGGCUUUCGACUCGGUUGAGACGGAAGCGGUCGUGGAAGCCUUGGACAACCAAGGCGUCCCUACUCAAUACAUAAAGGUACUUCGAGAGUUGUACAGUAACUUCACGACCGGAAUUUCGCCAUUCUACAAGAACAUCAUCAUUGACGUGAAGAGGGGGGUCCGACAGGGUGAUACAAUUUCACCCAAAACAUUCACAGCCACCCUCGAGAACGCAAUGCGAAAGUUGGAAUGGGACGACAGGGGAGUGAAGGUUGAUGGUCGGCAGCUACACCAUUUGCGCUUUGCUGAUGACAUCGUUCUGGUAACACCUAGCAUCAGCCAGGCGGAACGAAUGCUGACCGAAUUCGACGAAACAUGCGAAUGCAUCGGUCUUCAGCUGAAUCUACAAAAGACGAUGUUCAUGCGGAACGGAUGGGUCUCGGAUGCCCCAUUCACGCUCAACGGAACGAACAUAUCCGAAUGCACCAGCUACGUUUAUCUGGGUAGGGAACUGAACAUGAUGAACGACCUGACCCCCGAGCUGGGCAGGAGCAGACGAGCGGCUUGGGGAGCGUACAAGAGCAUCGAGGAUGUAGUGAAGAAGACCAGGAACACCCGGCUCCGUGCUCACCUCUUCAACACCACCGUACUUCCUGCUUUGACCUAUGCUUCGGAAACCUGGGCAUUUCGCAAGCAGGAAGAAAACGCGGUGAGCGUCAUUGAACGCGCAAUUGAGAGAGUGAUGCUAGGAGUAUCCCGUUUCACGCAAGUGAGGGACGGGAUUCGAACUUCUCUCCUACGUCAGCGAUUGAAGAUUAGAGACGCCGCCGCGUUUGCCAAGGAAAGUAAAAUAAGGUGGGCCGGACACGUGAUGCGUUUUGAUGACAACAGUUCGACCAAAGCCGUGAGCGACUGGGUUCCCCGCGAUAUUAAGCGCACUACAGGAAGACCGCCGACCCGAUGGUCAGAUUUCUUCACGAAGUCCUUGGAAGAAAAAUAUGAUGCUCUUCGUGUCCCACGCGAAAGGAGGAACCACUGGGCUACUCUGGCACGCGAUCGGGACAAAUGGAAGAAUUACUGGCGCCCGCUCGACCAGUUCGAAGAUCAACGGGAGUCAAGGUGA
Messenger RNA from Necator americanus (New World hookworm), 1518 nucleotides. RefSeq lists its product as uncharacterized. The transcript has a single exon. Bases 1 to 1518 code for a protein of 505 amino acids. Lineage: Eukaryota; Metazoa; Nematoda; Chromadorea; Rhabditida; Ancylostomatidae. The record is from RefSeq and is a predicted model, not a curated record.